CUUGUCUAAUGGUGAGUAACUCCCAGAUUUGAACCCAGAAACUGCUUAGUGUGCUUUCAUAGGCACAGUAUUAGUCUCUUGAGGCACCUAGUCGCCUUUGAAUCCUCUAUAAAUCAUGAAACAACCUCACAAAGUUACAGGGCAGCAACUGGAGUCACAUUAACGAUGAUGUGCAAAAUGGCUCAGCGGCCAGUAUAAUGCCCAGUAUGCCAUACCCAGUUGCUACAUAUUUUCAUUACAAUCAUGAGCAAACAUAGGCGUGUUUAUCCUCGUGAAUUUCUUUGUUCUUUAAAUACUUUUAGUAUUUUUUCAUUUACGCCAUGGAUCCAUUAAGUUGCAGGCAUGUGGCCAAGCAUGCCUGUGCUUGCCCAGACACACUCACACGCACAACAUGCACCACCACCAGCAAAGGUUAAGAGAGCAUUUGCCAGAGAGAUGAUCUUCGCAUUUUAUUUAAACUAAACCACAUUUACUUUCCUUGAGUGGGAGUAGGGUGACUGUGCACGGGGCAUUCAAGGCUCCCUUAUUACCCACGGCAUCUGAUUUCUUGUCUCACACUCUGCUGGGAACUUGAAGCCGCACACCAGUUCACAGGAGUCUACUAAAUUCAUUGGUGGUUUAUUUUGUGUCAGGGUUGUUACAAAGAGUAGGUGUGGUUAAUGUGCCAUUAAUUGCACGUUGAUAUGUGCACGUUCUGUACAUGAUGCCACCCGAUUAUCACGGUUGACUACGUACGGUGCAGAAGAAGUUCAACAUACUUAAAACAAGGCCUAAAGACGAAUUUUAGCAAGGUUAGCAGUGAGGCACUACUGUUAGAGAAAUAUCAAAGUGCAAUGAAUUGAUGCAAGUGGAUUCGUUGUCAAGUCUCAUUAAAAUACUGCGUAAACUGGGGCUUAUCACAAGAGUUCAGCUCAGCUGCCAUGGAGAAGUACGAGAACUUGGGCCUGGUUGGCGAAGGCAGCUACGGCAUCGUGCUCAAGUGCCGCCACCGUGACACGGGCCAAAUCGUAGCCAUCAAGAAGUUCCUGGACAGCGAGGACCAUAAGUCCGUGCGCAAGAUCGCCGCACGAGAGAUCAAGAUGCUCAAGCAACUGCGCCACGAGAACCUGGUGAACCUGCUGGAGGUUUUCCGCCGCAAGCGCCGCCUCUACCUGGUCUUUGAGUUUGUGGACCACACGGUGCUGGACGAGUUGGAGCGCUACCCGCGCGGCCUGCCCACUGCCCGCGUGCGCCCGUGCCUGCUGCAGGUGCUGCGUGCGGUGGGCUUCUGCCACUCGCACAACAUCAUCCACCGUGACAUCAAGCCGGAGAACAUCCUCAUGUCGCGCUCAGGCAUUGUCAAGCUGUGCGACUUUGGGUUUGCACGCGCGCUUGCGGGCUCGAGCGAGCCCUACACAGACUACGUGGCCACGCGCUGGUACCGCGCGCCGGAGCUGCUUGUCGGAGACACCAAGUACGGCCGGGCAGUGGAUGUUUGGGCUGUUGGCUGUGUUGCUGUGGAGAUACAGACGGGGGAGCCAGUUUUCCCGGGUGACUCUGACAUCGACCAGUUGUACCAGAUCGUGAAGUGCUUCGGAAAUCUGAUGCCCAGGCAUCGUGAGCUUUUCUACAAGAACCCGGUGUUCACGGGGCUUAAAGUGCCCGAAGUUCAUGCUGUGGAACCACUUGAAAAGCGUCUGCCCAGGUUGCCGCCACUGCUGCUCGAUCUCAUUAAGCAAUGCCUCUACAUGGAUGCCGAUACAAGACCUCCCUGCUCUAGGCUCCUUCAGCAUGAUUACUUCACUGCGGAUGGUUUUGCCGACAAGUUUCUGCUGGAGCUGCUUGAAUCCACACAGAAGGACAGGGCAGAGAGCGUGCCGGCCGCGAACAUGGACAUGGCUAUCGAAGACGAGGACUGCUCAAAGGAACCAUCUGCUGUGCCUGUCACCGCCGUCCAGAGCCCAGCCAAGGACCUGGAACGGAGUAGCAAAGAUAUAAAGGAGGGCCUGGCAGAGAAGAGGGAUCCGGCGAACGACAGCGAAGCGAAGCUGCCCAAGUUCGGCUCCAAGAGCAGCUGCAGUCCGGCGGCGAGCAGUAAACCGCCGCUGCUGCCCGUGCUGCCGCCCGUGCAGUUCUGCGGCACGACCCCACGACCGCCCUCCCCAGAUCACGGCAGUGACGGCACCGGCAAAGGAGCCGCGCUCCUGGCAGCGUCGGCGGCGGCGGCGGCGGCUGCGGCUGCGGUGACGGCAGCGCGGGCCAACGUGGGCAAGAAACCGGGAAGGCAGAGCCAGGUUACAGCAGUGGAGGAGAUGAGUAAGGAAGUUGGCAUCUCUUUGGUGACUGGGAAUGUGAGCCCUGCGCUAAGCCAUCCUCCAGCCGUUUGCCAGGAGAGUCCAGACACCGGCAAAGCAGAAGAGGACACCUGCAAGCGGGACCGCGAUGGUGGGGAGACCGGCGGAGCGAGGCCGGACGCGAUGUCUCGGCACACGAGCCUCGUGCUAGCUCGGCUUGGCAUGACCACCGCCACCGACGUCACAACGGGGGCGUCUGCAUUCAGGACAUCUGAACGCUUAAGAAAAACGAGCAAUGCCUUCAAGAAGCCAACGCAGGCUGCCCUCCUCGCCCCCCGUCAGUGUGCACUGGGCCAGAUCAGCUUGCAGGAGAAGACGGCUCAGUUUGAUCACAUGACCAACCUGCGCAAGCGGAAGGAUGGCGUGCGUGCCGAGCGGAGGGAACUGCACCUCCCUGAGCUCAGCCUGCCGGCGCCCAGCCUCGAUCCUCGCCCCGUUGACCCGGGGAAGCAAAAGCAGCUGAAGAGAGAGCCAGGCAUGCGCUCACUUGAUUCCAAGAUUCCUGUCAUCACUGCCACGGAUAUUAGCCCUGGCAAGCAGAGCCAUCAGGUAAGACGUAUAGCAUACACGCUCAUGAUGAGCAAAACAGGUUGGAGGGACACGUCUGGAGAACAGCAGAAUGUGCAACUGGGACAGCUAUUGAAGGUGGACAGAAAUAAAAGAUGAAACGGGGGUGAACGAGGGCAGGAUGGAAUGCUUUUAGAAAGCUGAAUUUGAUCACGGAGUGGGCAGCCCAAUGAAAGAAACGUGUCCGAGAGCACAUUCACCAAGGAGAUGGAGCGGUGGACCAGUUCACUCGUGGGUUCGAGGUGGAUCAUCACAUCGCGGCAGCUUGGAGGUGCCUCUAGCAGUGGAUUGACCAUCAUGUAUUGACCAUGAUCAUGAUGAUUAGGGGCUCGGGGUAAGGUAGAGUGGUAAUAAUUAGGGGUUAGCACUUAGGUGUAAGGCAUUUUUAGUUGUUGCAAUUGUGGAUGAGAGCUGUAGAUGAAAAGUAGGGUAUAUGGGAAGUUAGGGGUUAUAAGGAGCAUUUAUGGGUUGCAGUUAUGGUUUAAAGUCAUGUGUAUUGGUUAAAUAUAGAAGUUUUGAUUUGAAUAUAUAAAUUCUAAAGUGUGUUGAGCAUGAGCGAUAAUUGUUUGGGUGGGCCUGUAUUUAGUGUCUUGGUUCACGAUUUUCUACCCGUGUAAGUUUAUUUAAACAAUAAAAUUUAAUUGCCUCUAUUUGAGAUACACCUAGGUCUUGCUUGGAAAAUGUUUUAUUACACUAUCCCAUCUCAUUUGGCCAUCGACUCUUCAAAUUAUAGUAUGUGUAAUAUGUAACAAUCUAAUUGCAUGUGCCAAGAUUUUAGAGCAUUACAUUCCCCUUGGCUUUCAUGGCCCUGCACGGCACACUCAUCACAAGUCACUCAUUCACGUUCCACCCUUGACUUUGCCAUUCUCAGGAAAGCCCGGACUCCAAUCUGCCCCGGCUGUGAGUUUUGGUCUCCGACUCCGGCGCAAAUCCCCCCAGAGCAAAUCAGUUCACUGGCAGGCACCUGGCGCAAGAAAGUUAAACAAUGACGUACGGUUUCAUUUGCAUACAGUGUACAUUGUCUACCCGUGCUUGUGUAUGUUAUGAUGUAUAAAUUAUUCAGUUUUGCACCAACACGCAAGAUCUGUAAAGAUCUUCGGUAAUGACAGGAAGGGGGCAGGAGUGCAUUGCACUCUCAAGAGGGAUUUUCAGCACCCCAUAGCUUGCAAUUCAAUGGUACAGUGCACAAUAUUGUUAAUUUAACUCACAUUAUAUAUAGUUGAAGUGGCUGGGGGAUUUAAUUGCUUCAAUGCUGGUAUCACGAGCACCGAGCCAGCAAUAUAUUGAGACGUUUAAAAUCCCAGGCUUCUGUCCGAGAUUAAACCAGUUUAUCAAGUGUAGCGAGUUGCUCAUCUCGGCCUGGUCACUUGAUGACUGCAAGAAAAUCCACUUUACCAUAACAAAAAUCAUCGUCUCUCCGAUAUGCGAGCAUCUAUUUCAGGCAAAUCGAUUCGACCCACAAAGGAGUGAAAUCUUGCGGUUGCGGAUAAAAUGCUCGAUUGAAGAGGCACUGCAAGUUUUUUUUUCUGUGGUCUCUCGUCUGGCGUCGCGUUCCUCGAUAAAAAGUUGCCAGAAAGGAUGUUCCUUCACCUCGUGCCUUGACUUCCGUUAUGUCAUGGAAUGCGGUGUAAUCUUCCUGCACUAUAUAUCGACACGUAGCUAAUAAAUUAACACAUUGCCAUUCUUGUCUCCUACCUAAACACAUUAUAUAUGCCUGUUUUGUUGUCUUCUGAUCAGGUGUGAUGUUAGCCCUAACUUCAUCACAAGCCAGUAGUACUGCUGCUGAUGCCACGUAUACUUUGAGCAGGUGCUCAGCAGUUUUGUUGUGUCUAUCAAUGUAAAGACAUGCUCCAACACUGUACUCGUAAAUUGUUCACGAUUAAAUAGACGACGAAAGAAAAAGGUGAAGAUGUGCACUUCCAUUCUUUCUAAUCAUGGAUGUGCUGUCGGUUACAUGGAUGUUGGACAUCCUGUGUGUCACUCAAGCCAGAAACAAGGUCAUAGUCACACGUCGCGGGGCAUAUAAUGCAGUUAAUCGUUUUCAUCCACAUGGUGUGCUGUGAAGAGCCAUUGACCGAAACGUUGCCUUUAUUUUUUCUUUAAAGGGCCGUGUUAUUUAUGAAUGUUGAGUUUUGUUUUAAAUGCGUGCUUGUGAACCACUAGCAACUCAGCAUCACUAAAUAAUUUGUACUUCUUCACGUGAUUGCAUGCCUUACGAUUUGUAUCGAGUGACCCAAUUGAGUAACACACGGAAUGUCCCAUUUUAUAUGGAAUAAAACCACAGGGUUUGAUUACACGCCUGUGAA
Molecule: messenger RNA, 5206 nt
Organism: Petromyzon marinus (sea lamprey)
Lineage: Eukaryota; Metazoa; Chordata; Hyperoartia; Petromyzontiformes; Petromyzontidae
Biological process (GO): protein phosphorylation
Cellular component (GO): nucleus
Molecular function (GO): ATP binding; protein serine/threonine kinase activity
Source: RefSeq, a predicted model, not a curated record